GUUUCUCUAUGCUUCCACCUGGCGAGCUGUCUGGCUGUCUGUCAUGGUCAUGACGGUUUUGCUUAUUUUGCCUAAUAUUUCUCGAAAGAAAUUCCAACUAUGUUUCUAGAAAAAAUAACGAAGCUAUUGUAAUUUCGUCCGUUGCUAGCUGUAGUGCCAGUGAAUCACGUGCAGAAGUAGCGAAAAACAUUGCAAAUGUCAAUAUGUCAGGAUCUCGGUCUUAACUUCCAACAGAGAAUGGGCGCAAAUAUAUCGCAAUUGGAAAGAGAUAUCGGCUCAGAGCAAUUUCCACCGAACGAGCAUUACUUUGGGCUAGUCAAUUUCGGCAACACAUGCUACAGUAAUUCGGUACUUCAAGCUUUAUACUUUUGUAAACCAUUCAGAGAAAAGGUUUUAGAAUAUAAAGCAAAGAACAAGAGAACCAAGGAGACCCUGUUAACAUGUCUAGCUGACCUAUUCUAUAGUAUUGCGACUCAGAAGAAAAAAGUUGGAUCCAUUGCACCUAAAAAGUUUAUUGCUCGAUUGAGGAAGGAAAAAGAGGAGUUUGAUAAUUACAUGCAGCAAGAUGCUCACGAGUUUUUAAAUUUCCUAAUAAACCACAUUAAUGAGAUUAUAUUAGCGGAACGCAAUCAAAGCACACUAAAAGUGCAAAAGAACACCUCAGGUGAAAAUGUGCAAUGCAAUGGAACUGUUCCACAGCCCCAGCAGAACACAGAGCCAACGUGGGUGCAUGAGAUUUUCCAGGGCACACUUACCAGCGAGACGCGCUGUUUGAAUUGUGAGACUGUUAGCAGCAAAGAUGAACACUUUUUUGAUCUACAGGUGGACGUCGGUCAGAACACAAGCAUAACACAUUGUCUAAAAUGCUUCAGCGAUACUGAAACACUAUGCAACGAUAACAAAUUCAAAUGUGAUAACUGUAGCAGCUACCAAGAAGCCCAAAAGCGAAUGCGUGUCAAGAAAUUACCACUCAUCUUAGCUCUUCACUUAAAGAGAUUCAAAUAUAUGGAACAGUACAAUAGACAUAUCAAAGUGUCGCAUAGGGUUGUAUUUCCUUUAGAGCUUAGGCUUUUUAAUACGUCGGACGACGCGGUGAACCCAGACCGGUUGUACGACCUGGUGGCUGUGGUGGUACACUGCGGGUCAGGGCCGAACCGCGGCCACUACAUCAGCAUUGUCAAGAGUCACGGAUUCUGGCUACUCUUCGACGAUGAUAUGGUUGAUAAAAUCGACGCGUCAGCUAUAGAAGAUUUCUACGGCCUAACUUCGGACAUUCAAAAAUCAUCUGAAACAGGAUAUAUUCUGUUCUAUCAAUCUAGAGACGCUAGUUGUUAAGUUUCUCCCAUAAAAACGAUAAUAUUUAUUAUUAUUAAGAUAGUCAUUAUGAUAGAUCAUGUUAAACGCCUCCGUUAAAGUUAAAAGGCAUAAAUUAU
Hyposmocoma kahamanoa is the source of this 1433-nucleotide messenger RNA. RefSeq names its product ubiquitin carboxyl-terminal hydrolase 46 (gene Usp12-46). Gene Ontology annotation, molecular function: cysteine-type deubiquitinase activity; cysteine-type endopeptidase activity. The transcript is spliced from 8 exons. NCBI's taxonomy places the organism in Eukaryota, Metazoa, Arthropoda, Insecta, Lepidoptera, Cosmopterigidae. Gene Ontology annotation, cellular component: nucleus; cytosol. The record is from RefSeq and is a predicted model, not a curated record. Gene Ontology annotation, biological process: protein deubiquitination. Bases 196 to 1335 code for a protein of 379 amino acids.